Messenger RNA from Symbiodinium necroappetens, 204 nucleotides. NCBI's taxonomy places the organism in Eukaryota, Dinophyceae, Suessiales, Symbiodiniaceae. The record is from the annotation of a GenBank genome assembly.
GUCCUGAUCUUGUGACCUCGGAAGUUGCCGACGAGCUUGUUCAGCUUCAGGACGACCUGGCACCCUUUGACACGGUGCGAGCGCUGGACAUCAUCAAGGAGGAACUGGCACUCGCGGAGGACCAGCAUGCCGCCUCGAAGCUGCUGUCGUCCUUGCAGGACGCCGAGCCCGUUGCGGCGGCAUCCCUGGGCCAAGUCUACCAAG